GAGGGAUAGAGAGAGAGGGGGCAAAGGAGAGAGGCCAUAUGAAACCAGCAGAGCAUAAGCCACGCUUUAUCCUGCCAGUCUGUCCCGCUCCGCGAGCACAGGAAACACGCAACUCCCCCAGCCCUCAUUCACUCAUUCAUCACUCUCUUUCACACACUUCUACAGACACACACACACAGCGGCUCACAAAGGACUGGAGGAUGGCUGUGUCCAUGAGAAGAAUGAAUGGGUCCCGGAGAGGGAUGGCUCUAGCCGUGGUUCUCUGUACUCUGCUCCUACACAAUGAAGUUCACUGUCAAGAUUCCAUUGAUACACCUUAUACAUCCGAUGCCAAAGAUGCCCCGGGUGCUGCAACCACAGACGCCCCAGUUGCUGCACCCACAGACUCCCCAGGUGCUGCACCCACAGACGCCCCGGGGGCUGCACCCACAGACGCCCUGGCUGCUGCACCCACAGACGCCCUGGCUGCUGCACCCACAGACACAACAGGAGUCACAGCCCUCGCAGACGACACUCAAGGUACUGAUGCCACCAUCGAACCCCAAGCCCCUGUAGACGACAAGGCGACUACCGUCGCUAACUCCACAGCUGACAACACUGCUGGGACCAGUACUCCAGUACCAGACCAGGACACUGCCUUCACUCCAGUACCAGACCAGGACACUGACUUCACUCCAGUACCAGACCAGGACACUGACUUCACCUCCAUGGUGCCAGAGCAUGACCCUGUAGCCACAGGUGACACCUCUGGCACCACAGCUGGACCUGGUGUUGACACACAGGGCACUGAAGCUACUGAUGACCCGGGUGCACCUGUUGUGCAACUGGGGCAUCAGGCCCCUGUUUUUGUUCUUCCCAUUGUUGAGUGUGUGGACAAGGAGGCAGUGAAGGACAAGGACACAGUCAAGGUGGAGCUUUCUUCAGAAACUAGCUGUUCAGUGACCAAGAGAAUCAUGGAGGAUUCAGCCUGGUGCACAGGAGACUGCAACCUUAAACUGUUCCAGGAGGAGAACUCUAACACACUGGUUUUGACACGAGCUAAUGGUGGAGUCAAAGAAUUGUCAGAGAGCCUGAACAGCCAAGACAUCAAGGGCCAGCUGGGUGUGGUGGAGGCAGCUCCUCAGUGGGGUAAACACUCUUCCACCGUACUGGUGUCUCUGCUCAUCACUGGCCUGCUGCUGGCUGCUACCCUCAUUGGAGGCUACUGUCUGAAGAAACACUGCAGACACAACGCCAAGGGCAUGAGGCUGGCUGAGGAUGCGUACCCAGUGGAUGAGGAGAACCAGGGGAACACCCUGGUGUCUGUGGCUCCUCUCAACCCCCUUGAGACCCAGGAGAAGCCUGCUAACGGGGAUUCCCAAGAGGCCGCCAAGACUCAGCCCCCUCCCACCAACGGCCACUCCACCACCAACUUGGCAGACACAGAGCUGUGAAGACCCCCCUAGAAGCCCUGGAGAAGAAUGAAACUUACCCCCCUAUCCCUCCAACACCAACCCUUCCCCUCAGAACACGGCAGAACUCCAGAGACCCCAUCCUACAGUGGACAUCAAGGAUGAAAACUGCCCCUCAUAACCCCAAUAACCCCCACAUAACACUCCUUCAGACUCUCCAUGUCCCCCACUUCGGCUACAUACAACUCCAUGGUAAAGACAGAUAAGAUUGAUGAUGAUAAGGCUUGAUACUAAUGUGAAUGAUGAUGAUAAUAAUGAUGCCGAGGGCUAUGUCCCUGUCCCUUGGAUGCUUUCAUCAUCCAGGCCUGGAGGCUGGGCCGAGGCAGGCCUGGAGGCUGGGCCGAGGCAGGAGGGAUUUACGUUGUUAAUCACCACUGGCUCCACGACGGCAGCUGGGGUCACAUCAACCACGUCAUGUGCCCUGACUGCACGUCAUCAGGUCUAAAGCUUCCUUCCAAAAAUCCGUUAACCCUAAAUUGAAGCAAAGCUUCACGUUCAAUUCAAAUUGGUCCUUAGACCUUAGUUGACCGUACAAAAUAGCAACAAAAAAAAUGUAACAUCCUUAAAUCUGUUUACAAAGUUCUGAGUGGAAUAAAGGAGCGCUCUGA
Messenger RNA from Salmo salar (Atlantic salmon), 2059 nucleotides. RefSeq lists its product as uncharacterized. NCBI's taxonomy places the organism in Eukaryota, Metazoa, Chordata, Actinopteri, Salmoniformes, Salmonidae. Gene Ontology annotation, cellular component: membrane. Gene Ontology annotation, biological process: cell adhesion. The record is from RefSeq and is a predicted model, not a curated record.